AUGAAUCAAAGUGAGAAAGCAAGAUUACUGAACUUAGAAAGUGAAAUACAUAAACGAGUAAUAGGACAAGAUGAAGCAGUGACAGCAGUUAGUGAUGCAAUCAUUAGAAGUAGAGGAGGAUUAGGAAAUGAAAAACGACCAAUAGGAAGUUUUAUGUUUUUAGGACCAAGUGGAGUAGGUAAAACAGAAUUAGCAAAAGCAUUAGCAGCUGAAUUGUUUGAUUCAGAGGAAAAUAUAGUUAGAAUAGAUAUGAGUGAAUAUAUGGAAAGUCAUAGUGUGUCGAGACUGAUAGGAGCACCACCAGGAUAUGUUGGAUAUGAAGAAGGAGGACAAUUAACAGAAGCAAUUCGUCGUAGACCAUAUAGUGUAAUAUUAUUUGAUGAAAUUGAAAAAGCACAUCCACAAGUAUUUAAUGUGUUAUUACAAUUAUUGGAUGAAGGAAGAUUAACAGAUGGAAGAGGAAGAACAGUUGAUUUUAAGAAUACGGUUGUGAUUAUGACAUCGAAUUUAGGAAGUGAAAUAAUAAUGAAAGGAGUAGAAACAACAGGACAAGUUGAUGAACAAGUUAAAGAACAAGUCAUGGAAAUAGUGAAGAAGUCGUUUAAACCAGAGUUUCUCAAUCGAAUGGAUGAUAUUAUAGUAUUUUCACCACUUUCAGAGAAAGAAUUGAAAGAAAUAGUUAAAUUACAAAUGGGAGAAGUGAUUAAAGUCAUUAAAAAGAGAUAUCCAGGAAGUGAAGUUGAAAUGACGGAAGCAGCAAUAGAAGGAAUCAUUAAAGCAGGAUAUUCAAUAGCAUAUGGAGCAAGACCAAUGCGAAGAUAUAUUGAAAAGACAGUUGUUACAGAAAUAACAAAAUCAAUAAUAGGAGGAGUGAUGAAAGAGAAGAGUAAAAUUAAGAUAGGAUAUGAAGAUGGUAAGAUUGAAGUUAAAAUAACUGAUAACUAA
Molecule: messenger RNA, 945 nt
Organism: Entamoeba histolytica HM-1:IMSS
Lineage: Eukaryota; Evosea; Mastigamoebida; Endamoebidae
Product: chaperone clpB, putative
Exons: 1
Coding region: 1-945 (314 amino acids)
Biological process (GO): cellular response to heat
Cellular component (GO): cytoplasm
Molecular function (GO): ATP hydrolysis activity; ATP binding
Source: RefSeq, a predicted model, not a curated record